Molecule: messenger RNA, 897 nt
Organism: Symbiodinium sp. CCMP2592
Lineage: Eukaryota; Dinophyceae; Suessiales; Symbiodiniaceae
Source: the annotation of a GenBank genome assembly
AUGGCCGUGCCUCGCUCGGGAUUGGGCCAGAAUGCAGCACUCACGAGAGCUCUCGUGAAAGCCGGGGCCUUUGCACCGCAGCUGCUAGACCAAGCCGUGGCCCGACGCGUGGAGCCAAACGUGAGGCACCUGGGCGCUUCUAUGGCGGCCACUUGCCGCGCCACGCUGUGGACGGAGGUAUUGGGCCUUUUGCACCGUUGGCACCUGCACCGUCUCCACCCGGACGCCAUCGUGUAUGGCAUUGCAGCCAAUGCAUGUCGAAAGGGUGCAUCUUGGCUUGGUGCGCUGCAAGUGAUGGACGACAUGGAGGCUGCGUACCUGCAGAGAGACCUCGUCACCAUGAACACCUCCUUGCGAGCCAUGGUGGAUGCUGCGAAAUGGCGUCAAGCAUUGCAGCUGUUGAAGCAUAUGGUGAAUUCGAUGAGGGUUGAUGUUGUGUCCUUUACGGAGGGUAUAGCUGCAUGUGGCGCAGUGGCGAGGUGGCAGCAAGCGAUGUCACUGCUAGUCUUGGCCGAUGAACAGAUGGUGGCACACGACUCCCACAGCUAUAAUUCUGCCAUAGCCGCAUGUGAUGGUGCCUCCUGUUGGACCAUCGCACUACUGCUUGCCGACGACAUGCGUCGAAGGCAAGUGCAGCAAAACCUGGUGAGCAUGAAUUCGUGUAUUAGUGCUGCAAGCAAUGCGGCUGCUUGGCCAGUGGUGGCAGCACUUUUUCAGAAGCUGCCCGACAUGCUCAUUAGACCCGACGACAUUACGUACGGGUCGGUCAUCAAUGCGUUCCAAAAAGCUGCACGCUGGCAGAUGGCCCUGCACUUCAUGGCCCUGUGGCAAGGGCGAGGCUCAGCGCGGUGGACCCAAGCGAGGAUGAACAUGUCGAACUCCUUGAGACACCAAUAG